Messenger RNA from Parathielavia appendiculata, 258 nucleotides. RefSeq lists its product as uncharacterized. Gene Ontology annotation, biological process: respiratory electron transport chain. The transcript has 2 exons. The record is from RefSeq and is a predicted model, not a curated record. The annotation marks the transcript as partial. Gene Ontology annotation, cellular component: mitochondrion. NCBI's taxonomy places the organism in Eukaryota, Fungi, Ascomycota, Sordariomycetes, Sordariales, Chaetomiaceae.
AUGCCCCGGGCGCCCAACCCGGAACUGAGGAGGCAAGUUAUUGCCAUCUACAAACGCAAGUCUUCGUCCAUUUCUCUGCCUCCUGCCAUGGUUAACUUUACCUCACUAACGCACAAGCUCCUGUACCUCGGUCGAGAUUAUCCUCAAGGCUACGAUUACUUCAGGCCACGACUCCAUCGCGCCUUCAUGGCCAAGGCAGGCCUAACGGACGAAGGCGAGAUCAGAAAAGGCAUCGCUCGCGCCGAUUUUGUGCGGAAA